CAUCCGGUCCCUAACUCCCAAUUCCCACCACACCACGGAUCGUUCAUCCCAGUAUUCGAGAAUCCAGAUCUCUCGGCUUCUCGCUACCAACAACAGGAAGAAACGGGCAGAAUGCCCAAACUGUCGUGCCGGGUGCUCUGCGCGGCUAUUCUCAUCGCUUCGCUGGCCGCUCUGCUCUUCCGGUUCCCGAUCCAUAGGCUCCUCAGUCCCCACGCCGCCAUGGACCCCGACUCCGAGCUCGAGUUCGAGAUGCCCGGCGUCUUGCGCGUGUACAAGACAGGCCGCGUCGAGCGCUUCGAUGGCACCGAGACCGUCCCGCCGUCCCCCGACGGCGACCCCGCCAACGGCGUCGCGUCCAAGGACGUCGUCCUCGACGCCGCCGCUGGCAUCUACGCGCGCCUCUACCUCCCCGCCGGAGUGGAUCCCGGGAAGAAGCUCCCCGUCGUCGUGUUCUUCCACGGCGGUGCGUUCAUGGUCCACACCCCCGCCUCCCCGCUGUACCACAUCUACUCCGCCUCCCUCGCUGCCGCGGCGCCCGCCGUCGUCGUCUCCGUUGACUACCGCCUGGCGCCCGAGCACCGCAUCCCCGCCGCCUACGACGACGCGUUCGCGGCCCUGAAGGCGGUCGUCGCCGCGUGCCGCGCGGAUGGCGCCGAGGCGGAGGCGGAGGCGGAGCCCUGGCUCGCCGCGCACGGCGACGCCUCCCGCAUCGUCCUCGCGGGUGACAGCGCCGGCGGUAACAUGGCGCACAACGUGGCGAUAAGGCUGCGCAAGGAAGGCGGCAUCGUGGGUUACGGCGACACGGUCAGCGGCGUCGUCCUCCUGCACCCUUACUUUUGGGGGAAAGAGCCGCUGGGCGCGGAGCCCACGGAUCCCGGCUACCGCGCAAUGUUCGACCCCACGUGGGAGUUCAUCUGCGCCGGAAAGUUCGGCCUCGACCACCCCUACAUCAACCCAAUGGCGUCGCCGGAGGAGUGGAGGCAGCUCGGGUCUCGCCGCGUGCUGGUGACCACGGCGGACCAGUGCUGGUUCGUGGAGAGGGCAAGAGCGUACGCAGAGGGGAUCAAGAAGUGCGGCUGGGAGGGGGAGCUCGAGUUCUACGAGACCAAGGACGAGGCGCACGUCUUCUUCUUGCCUAAACACGGCAGCGACAACGCCGUCAAGGAGCUCGCCGUCGUGGCCGAAUUCAUCAGGCGCUGUUGAGGUGACCUUUCGCUUUGUUUGCCCGGACCUGGUCUGUAGUUCAGCGAAAAAAGUUCGCACAAUUUGUGAUUUUGUUUCAUAUUGCAAGAGAAGGACAAAUGUUCAAUCUCGAAUCUAGCAGUACUUCUGAAUCCUGAUCUUGAAUUGGGCUUGUUUCUCUCACCCCGAAAUUCAAAAAGUUUUCAAGAUUUCCCGUCA
Sorghum bicolor (sorghum) is the source of this 1401-nucleotide messenger RNA. RefSeq names its product probable carboxylesterase 7. NCBI's taxonomy places the organism in Eukaryota, Viridiplantae, Streptophyta, Magnoliopsida, Poales, Poaceae. The transcript has a single exon. The coding region runs from base 112 to 1203 and encodes 363 amino acids. The record is from RefSeq and is a predicted model, not a curated record. Gene Ontology annotation, molecular function: hydrolase activity.